Messenger RNA from Grus americana (Whooping crane), 1179 nucleotides. RefSeq names its product olfactory receptor 14C36-like. The record is from RefSeq and is a predicted model, not a curated record. Gene Ontology annotation, biological process: G protein-coupled receptor signaling pathway. Gene Ontology annotation, cellular component: membrane. The transcript has 2 exons. Gene Ontology annotation, molecular function: G protein-coupled receptor activity; olfactory receptor activity. Bases 220 to 1179 code for a protein of 319 amino acids. Lineage: Eukaryota; Metazoa; Chordata; Aves; Gruiformes; Gruidae.
GACAGUGCUGGAAAUAAGUGUCUCUCCAGAGAUGAGAGGAGGAACACCACUGAUUACUUCAGUCUCUUUCAAAGUAGGUUCCCCUGGAGCCCCAGGGACAGCUGGAGGGAGCCCAGAGGGGGCAGAGAAAGUGUUGCCUUGGGCUGGUCCUCUGCUGCUGAGCUGGGCUGGGAUCCUGGGACAGAGGGAGCUCACGGUCCCCAUGCCCAGAAGCAGCAGAUGUCCAACGCCAGCUCCAUCACUGAGUUCCUCCUCCUGGCAUUCGCAGACACGCGGGAACUGCAGCUCUUGCACUUCUGCCUCUUCCUGGGCAUCUACCUGGCUGCCGUCCUGAGCAACGGCCUCAUCAUCAUCGCCAUAGCCUGCGACCACCACCUCCACACCCCCAUGUACUUCUUCCUCCUCAACCUCUCCCUCCUCGACCUGGGCUCCAUCUCCACCACUCUCCCCAAAUCCAUGGCCAGUUCCCUCUGGGACACCAGGACUAUUUCCUAUGCAGGAUGUGCUGCACAGCUCUUUCUCUUUCUCUUCUUCAUCUCAGCAGAGUUUUAUCUCUUCACCGUCAUGGCCUACGACCGCUUCAUUGCCAUCUGCAAACCCCUGCACUAUGGGACCCUCCUGGGCAGCAGAGCUUGUGUCCACAUGGCAGCAGCUGCCUGGGGCAGUGGGUUUCUCAGCGCUGUGGGACACACUGCCAAUACAUUUUCACUACCACUCUGCCAAGGGAACGUCUUGCAGCAGUUCUUCUGUGAAAUUCCCCACAUCCUCAGGCUCUCCUGCUCCAACUCCUACCUCAGGGAAGUUGGUCUGCUUGUCAGCAGUUUUGUCCUUGCUCUUGGAUGUUUUGUUUUCAUUAGUCUUUCUUAUGUGAAAAUCUUCACUACUGUGUUGAGAAUCCCCUCUGAGCAGGGACGGCACAAAGCCUUCUCCACAUGCCUCCCUCACCUGGCGGUGGUCUCCCUGUUUAUCAGCACUGGCAUGUUCAACUUCCUGAAGCCCCCUUCCAUCUCCUCCCCAACUCUGAAUCUGGUGGUUACAGUUCUGUACUCAGUGGUACCUCCAGCAAUGAACCCCCUCAUCUACAGCAUGAGGAACCAGGAACUCAGGCAUGCCAUUAGGAAAGUGAUUUCAUGGAUGUUUCUUAAUAGUGACAAACUUCCCAUUACUCUCCACAAAUGA